GAAGUCAUUGCUUGUAUUGUUCUUUACUAUUUGAGUUGGUUACUGUAACGUCAUCGUGUAGCACGAAAGGACACUGAUCCUGGUUGGAUUUCAUCAUGUGCGGAAUUGAGAGUACAGCGGUACCCGGCAGUGUCUCCUGUGUAGCCUAGCUUCUCUGUAACUUUGUCGACACACACCGCAAACGCACUCCGACAUUAACAUUGAUAAUGGACGACCGUCCUCAACAAACCCCACUGUUUACAUUCGGCCUGAUAGCUGACAUUCAGUACGCAGAUAUCGACGACGGAUUGAACUACACCCGGACGAGGAGGCGUUACUACCGGAGCAGUCUCCAGCUGCUGAGAAAUGCCCAGGAAAGUUGGUCAAAGUCGGCUGUCAGACCAGAGUUUAUCCUCCAGCUGGGAGACAUUAUAGACGGCUUCAACAAGGACCACGGCACCUCUGACAAAGCACUGGACACGGUGCUGAGAGAGUUCAGCUCGAGCCCCGUGGAGGUCCACCAUGUGUGGGGCAACCAUGAGUUUUAUAACUUUAGCAGGAGCGCGCUGCUGCGUUCACGGCUCAACAGCAGCUCACUGCGCACUGACGGGAGCCUGAGCGGUGAUAUAUAUGCCUACCACUUCAGCCCGUCCCCAGGCUUCACAUUUGUUGUGCUGGAUGCCUAUGAUGUGAGCCUGCUGGGCAGAGAGAAGUCCAGUGAAGAGUACAGCGAGGCUCUGAAAGUGAUACAAAAGUACAACAACAACGAGAAUCUCAACUGCCCCCCAGUGUUUGAGGGCCUGCAGCAGAGGUUCACAAUGUUCAACGGUGGCUUCAGUAAAGACCAGCUGGACUGGCUCCAUUCUGUUCUGAUGUCAGCAGAUGAAAAACGAGAAAGAGUCACAAUUGUCAGUCACGUCCCGAUCCACCCAUGCUCCACAGAUGCCAUCUGCCUCGCCUGGAACUUCGAUGAGCUCCUGGCCGUCAUACGGUCCCACAGCAGCGUGGUGUGUUUCAUGGCUGGACACAGCCACGACGGUGGAUACUGCCAGGAUGAAGGCACGGGAGUGCACCACGUGACAUUAGACGCGGUGAUUGAGACUCCACCUGACAGCGACGCCUUUGGCACAGUCUCCGUGUACGAGGACAGGAUGGUCCUGAAAGGGAACGGGAGGAUGGAAAAUCGAGUGUUUCGGUUUCCUUCAUAGGGCUGUAAUUAACAUUCAUACAUUACUGAAGCUGUCAAGGCAAUAGUUUAAGAUUAAGAGGUAUAUUUUGAACUGGGACAUUUCAAACAUGCUUGUUACAUUAUUUGAAGAAGUCAGGGAGUUUUACAGGGAUCCCUUUACAGGAGGGAAAAUCUCCCAUCCCAUAGUUUAAGGCUUUUCAUGACUUUCUCAGAUGAAAAAAUGUGCACACUUCAGUCAUGAAAGUAUUGUAACUUUCUAUUUAUUUAGUUAUAUUAAAGGCCAAGGUGGGAAUUUAGAUGCAGUGUGUCAUGACCUUACCUCAGCAGAGCAAAUACAGUACCUUUUAAAUUUAUUGUCAGAUUUUAUUAUUUGUCAUAAUAAAGUGUGAAAUAUCUUAUACACUGGUUGUUGUAUUUAGAGGUUAUAUUAUUUAUAUAUUUAUACACAUUUUAUUAAGGAAUUGAUUCUCAAUUCUCAAUUCCUGCCUUCUGCGUGUUGCUCAUACAUGAACUUUGGAUUUUCUUAAACUGUUAUUUGCUGGGCAAUGUGGUGAGAAAUUUGAUUUGUGCAGUGUAUUGCCAACUAUUACUGAUAUGAGAGUGCACAUCUGUAUGAUUUACUAUGUAAAACAAUAAAAGGAAUAAUAAAAAAUUA
Cottoperca gobio is the source of this 1823-nucleotide messenger RNA. RefSeq names its product ADP-ribose/CDP-alcohol diphosphatase, manganese-dependent (gene adprm). The transcript is spliced from 3 exons. Bases 207 to 1187 code for a protein of 326 amino acids. The record is from RefSeq and is a predicted model, not a curated record. Gene Ontology annotation, molecular function: manganese ion binding; CDP-glycerol diphosphatase activity; ADP-ribose diphosphatase activity. Lineage: Eukaryota; Metazoa; Chordata; Actinopteri; Perciformes; Bovichtidae.